GGUUAAGAAAAGCUUCAGUAUAACAGGGACGGCAAUGCUCGGAAACUCUCCACCUCCUGUCUACAUUUGUGUUGCCCUCUUUCCCCCCCGCUCUGUCCUCAGCUCACUCUGGUCCUGCUCACAACAUCAACCAGGACAACUUGAAAGAUGACAUCCCACUUGGUUCUCCAUAUGGCCUGCCUGACCUUGCUGUCACUGUGCUGCGCCGUGACACAGGGCGCUCCGAUGUUCUACAACGUGUCCAUGGAUGGUAGCGGUGAUGACGGGCUGGAGUUUCUCUUUCCGAAGUACUUCUCCACUCGUGAGCCCGCUCAAGUCAGCGCCGCUACCCAUCCACCUGAUGCUUCCGACUCCCCCACGUUCACUAACACCAUCACCACUACCAUCAUCCGUCUAAAGGACUUUGUACUGACCAGAGUGGUGGAUUUCCUGGAGGAUAAUCUUCUCAUCAUCAUUGUCGUGACCUCUGUUCUCAUCGUCUUGGUCUUUAUUAUCUGCUGCGCUUCUGCCAUGAGUCAGAAGCGCAAGCUGGAGGCCUACAAGGUCCCCCCUCAAGCUACCAGGAAGUACCCUGUGGAAAAAAACAUCCUACACAGAGGUAUGAGCGAGCCCCAGGAGAGACCUUACGCUGUGGACCACGUCAAGAGGGUCCACAUGCAGAGCAGCGCCUCGCCCAAGAACCUGCGCGUGCCCUCCAAGGCUCUGGUAGGAGAGAGGGGCCAGGACGUCAGGCUGUCACCGCGCACGGAGGUGAGGAAGGUUAGGGAGGUGGAGGAAGUGGAGAAGCGGAGAGAGGAAGUGGAGAAGCGCAGAGAGGAGCCAAGACACAGAGAGCAUACGAAACGCAGGGAGGAAGUGCAGCACACCUCCAGUCAGCCUGUUUGCACCUGCCAUCUGAAGAAGGCCCACUACUAGAGCGUGCUCAGCUCACCCCUGCUGCCUGCAUUGCAUUUGACAUUGCAAACGGGAAGCUGUAGAAAGAUGUUUGCGUAUUUAUAAAAUCCUACUAGUUAACAUCUAGUGCUUGACUAGCUUGCAGGUGGCAUCUCGUUCAUAAUUUGGACUCACAUUCAGUAAUGUCAGACAUCAUUAUGCCUAAGACAUUCAUUGUAUUAGUGCACGCUAGUUGUUCUACUGGUGUUCAUUUUACUUGUGAGGGUGAAGAACACGUCAGUACAUCGACCUUAAGAUGGAACAGCUUUUUAUAGGAAGGUAAUAGAAAAAAGGACGUUACUGAUAUGACAGUUGUUCUAUUAGUACAGCCGAAUGUCUCGCUCGUAACUACAUGGUCCUUAAAGACCCUAUAAAGUCAAUUUGAGACUUGGUGCUAUAUAUAGUAUAUAUGUUGAAAACGUGAAAAGGCUGAGAAUUGUUAUCCAAAUUGAAUAUAUUUGCUGAUGUUUUUUUUAAUCCAAAUUUGACAGGGUUGUUAGCGACAUUUCUCUGUGGCAUUCCAAAUGUAUGAUACAUAUAUUAUUUUGACUUUGCAGGGAUUUAAAAUAUGACUUUUACUGUUACCAAUAUCUAGUUGUAUGAAAUUUAACGUAGGGCAUCCAACAAGUACCUUAUUUUAGAAAUACUUUUACAAUACCACAGCAUUAGAAUCAUGCCUCUGUGUCAGUUUGUGUCAAUCAAAUCUGACAAACUGACAAUUAUUAUGCUUGUAAAUGCUGAAUUUUAAAAUACAGCUUUUGGACUAGAUUUCCUCAGUAUAUAGAUGUACUUAAUGUUGCGGAUGGUGAAUUUACAGUAUUUAACUAAUAUACAUAUGUAAAAAAGAAUACUAAAAAAAAAAACAAUGCUAUAAUUAGCACUGUCCAUGUCCUGUAUCAACCAAAGUGGAGUAAAAAUAAUUAAGAAAAAAAAUAAUAUAUAGACUUUGCAGCCCAAGUUGUUAUUGUAAUGUUUGCCUCAUAUAAAUACUAAGAUAGUGUUUAUGUGUAAACACAUGCCUGCCAAGACAGAGGAAGCUCCUCAUAAUGUCCUGCUGUAUAUGCCAUCAAGACAAUUCAGCUUGAGAAUUAAUUUCUCGAUGCUUCGAGUUGCCAUAAAACUUGUCUUGAUUACGUUCCAAAUAUUUCUUUAUAGACACUUUCAUCACAUGUUCAUGAUUUAUUUACUUGUUUUAAAUGUUUUUGGCAUUUAUCUUAUCUCCCCACAACUUUUUAUGCAUGUACAAAUACAUGUGACAUUAAUUUAAUCAAUGAAAGACAAUUUAAGUGUUAUACGUGCAUGUUCAUUCUCACCAUCAAAAAAUGCAUUUUUGUUGUGUGUAAACAUUUUGUAUUCUUUUUUUCUUGUUUACUUUUGUAAAAGGGUAAAUUAUCUAAUUAUGACUAUUAUAUAUUACUUCCUUGCGGUCAAAGUAUCACCAGUAUUGAUAAACGGACCAUGGUUUUGUUUCAACAGUGGUGAUCUUAAGUUAAAGUAUUUAUCUAAUCUGAUACAAUGUGUGUCCGGCUAUUGAUGCAUAACUAAAAAUAUUUCAUCCAAAUGUGAACCUACCAGUUUAUGCAGUUCUUAUGACAAAAUUUUGACAGUUUGUAUUUGUCACUCUAACUAAGGCUGUGUGUUUUAUUUUUCUCUUGCUCCUUGAUUUUCUUCUGUUGAAUAAAACUGUGGAUAAAGGC
Molecule: messenger RNA, 2630 nt
Organism: Syngnathus acus (greater pipefish)
Lineage: Eukaryota; Metazoa; Chordata; Actinopteri; Syngnathiformes; Syngnathidae
Gene: tmem119a
Product: transmembrane protein 119a
Exons: 2
Coding region: 148-915 (255 amino acids)
Biological process (GO): positive regulation of osteoblast proliferation; positive regulation of osteoblast differentiation; ossification
Cellular component (GO): plasma membrane
Source: RefSeq, a predicted model, not a curated record